AUGUCGAUCAGAAACGUGGUUCUUAUUGGGGCUGGAGGAAACCUCGGACCCGCCAUCUUAAACGCCCUGGUCACCUCUCCUCACGGCUACACCGUGUCGGUCCUCUCUCGCGAAUCGUCCAGCUACCAGGCGCCAGCGGGCGUGAAGCUCCUCAAGACGGACUACAGCCACGACUCGCUCGUCCACGCGCUGCAAGGCCAGGAUGCGGUCGUCUCUGCCAUCGCUGGACACGCGCUCCUGGACCAGAUCAAGGUCAUCGAUGCCGCCAUCGCCGCGGGCGUGAAGCGCUUCAUCCCGUCUGAAUUCGGCAGCAACACCAGCAAUGCCGUCGCCCGGCAGCGGUUCCCGCCCUGGAGCCAGAAGGAUCAGGUCCGCAAGUACCUGGAGAGCAAGCAGGAUCAGAUCGAGUGGACGGUGAUCUACAAUGGGUUCUUUUUUGACUGGGCCCUCAAGGUUGGCUUCGCAGGCUUCAGCAUCCCCGAACACAAGGCCACCAUCUACACGAAAUACAAGGACGUGACGUUCUCAGCGACGACGCUGGACACGGUCGGGCGGGCAGUGGCCCAGACGCUGGCGCCGGCGAUAGCGCCCAAAACGGCCAAUAAGAUCCUGCGGGUGCGCAGCGUGACGACGUCGCAGUCGGCCAUCCUGGCGGCGUUCGAGGACGUGACGGGCAAGAAGUGGACCAUCGACGAGGUCGACCUGGACGCGGAGGUGAAGGAGGCCGAGGAGCGGCUGCAGCAAGGGGACUUCAGCGGCGCGGGCAAGCUGAUCUACGGGGCCAACCUGGAUGAGCGGACGGAGAACGACUGGGACCGGAAAGGCGAGGUCUCAAACGCGGUGCUGGAGCUGCCGGACGAGGAUUUGAAGACGAUUAUCAAAUCGGUGCUGUAG
Rasamsonia emersonii CBS 393.64 is the source of this 894-nucleotide messenger RNA. RefSeq lists its product as uncharacterized. The coding region runs from base 1 to 894 and encodes 297 amino acids. Lineage: Eukaryota; Fungi; Ascomycota; Eurotiomycetes; Eurotiales; Trichocomaceae. The transcript is spliced from 4 exons. The record is from RefSeq and is a predicted model, not a curated record. Gene Ontology annotation, molecular function: oxidoreductase activity.